AAAAUCUUGUCUUAUAAAUAUAAAAUCCAGCUGACAAUUGUGAACAAUUGCAAAAACUACAUUCAUUUUGUUUUCGUACUUUUGUUGAAUCUUUCUUAUUAUAAAAGAAAUUUGCUUUUAAAGAAAAUAAAGUUGUAGUAAAAUGGCUGGUAUUCUGAAAAAGUCCACCGGCCUAACCGGACUCGCGGUUGCUGUGAAUCCUCACCACACCUUAACUGGCUUGUAUGGAAAAAUCUUAAGAGUACUUGCUAAGAUGCCUCCAGAUGCGGGAUACAGAAAAAAUACGGAAAAAAUAGUUCAAGAAAGGGCAAAUAUCGUUAAAACUACACCUAACGUUGCUGAUGUUGAAAAGAAAAUAAACUGUGGACAAGUAGAAGAACUAAUAAUUCAAGCCGAAAAUGAAUUGGUUCUAGCAAGGAAAAUGCUUGGAUGGAAACCAUGGGAACCCCUUAUGAAACCAAUUCCAGAAAAGCAGUGGGAUUGGCCACCAGCCCAAAUUAAAGAACCCAGAAUAUAAAGAAAUGUUAAUAUAAGAUAAAUAAAAUAUAAAUUGAAUACAAAUAGAAGCUUUGGGUUUUUUUGUAGUAGAAAUUAA
Molecule: messenger RNA, 595 nt
Organism: Condylostylus longicornis
Lineage: Eukaryota; Metazoa; Arthropoda; Insecta; Diptera; Dolichopodidae
Gene: ND-13B
Product: NADH dehydrogenase [ubiquinone] 1 alpha subcomplex subunit 5
Exons: 3
Coding region: 143-517 (124 amino acids)
Biological process (GO): respiratory electron transport chain
Source: RefSeq, a predicted model, not a curated record